This is a messenger RNA of Etheostoma cragini (Arkansas darter), 968 nucleotides long. Its product is annotated as CXXC-type zinc finger protein 5-like. The annotation marks the transcript as partial. NCBI's taxonomy places the organism in Eukaryota, Metazoa, Chordata, Actinopteri, Perciformes, Percidae. Gene Ontology annotation, molecular function: methyl-CpG binding; zinc ion binding. The record is from RefSeq and is a predicted model, not a curated record. Gene Ontology annotation, cellular component: nucleus. The transcript has a single exon.
AGAUGUCGGGCCUGGCGCCGAUGCUGGACUACGGCUCCGAGAUGGACCGGUACCGCUCGUCCAUCGCCAGCUUCUACAAGACCAACGUCAACAUGAACAUGAACGUCUCCAACUUCCCUCAGUCCUCCAAGCUGGCGGCGCGCCUGGCGGCCGCCGGCCCCAUCUUCCCCCCCGCCGCCGCCGCCGCCGCCAGGCUGGGCGCCAUGGCGACGGCACCCUGGGGUUGCCACGACACGAACAUGAACGUGAACCACCCGGCGGCCGUGUUCUGGGGCCGGCCCAAACCCGCCCCCGCGCACCCCCACCACCACGCCGCCGGACACAUGGCGCCGUCGCACCACAGCGCCAGCGUGCACCAGGGCGGCAGGGGGCCGGGAGGCGGGGGAGGGGGCGGCGCCGAGGGGGGGGGCGGGGAGAAACUGGCGCACACGGCCUCCUCGCAGGGCGCGGCGCACCACCACCCCCCCAACGGGAACUUCCUGCAGACGUACGGCGGCGCGGCGGACUGCGGCGGCGUGGGCAAGCAGGGCCACGCCCACGCGGACAUGAUGGGCCUAUCGGAGGCCGGCAGCUGCAACGGGGGAGGGGUGAUGGGCGGAGGCUUCCUGGGGGGGCUGGGACUACCCCCGGGGGUCAUCGUCAUGGCGAUGGGGUCGGCCGACGCCGGCAGCGCCUUCCAGAUGACGGGCGGCCAGCGGGCGCUCACGGACUGCCAGCAGCACGCUAACUCCUCCCCCUGCCCCUCCGCCGCCUCGCCCUCGUCGUCCGGGGUGACGGCCCCCGGGGGCGUGGCCCUGUCGUCGUCGUCGUCGGGCGCGGUUGCCAAGCGGAAGAGGAAGCGGUGUGGCGUGUGCGGGCCGUGCCGGCGGCUCAUCAACUGCGGCGUGUGCUCGUCGUGCCGCAACAGGAAGACGGGUCACCAGAUCUGCAAGUUCAGGAAGUGUGAGGAGCUGAAGAAGAAGCCGGGG